AUUAGACUCAUUUACAGAGGGUUUAUUGGAAUUAAAAAGCCUUAAAGAAAACACAACAUUUAUGAAAAAUGUUAGUUUGGGAUAGCGGUUGCAACUAACUCUGCGUUACUCAAAGACGUGGUAAUGUCUCCACAGUUUUGGAUUUAUUCUGGACGUCAUUUGAUUUCAUGAAUUCUAUUCUAAGCGUUCGAAAAAAAAUGUAUUUUUCACUGUGGAUUAUACGGGAAAAAUAAUGAUUCAGAUAUUUUUAUUUCAUUCUCUGAAGAUAUCAUUCGCUGCACAUGUGACUUAAGGCACACGUCUUAACUUAUUGAACCUAGGAUUUUAAACUUUUUGAUUCAUGAGAAAUUGGAACUCCAAAGCCUUGGUUUGAUAUUUUAACAGCCUCAAAUAACAACAAACCAAGGCGUGGAGAUACCAGGAUUUUGCUCCUGAGGCAUGUUGUGGUACUUCUCAUGGAGGCCGGACAUCAGAUCUAAACGACGCAAAUGGUCACUGAAUUCCCUGCAUUAAAAAACGAUAACAUCAUCAAAGCUGCCAGGGGAGAAGCUGUUUCUCGUACGCCUGUCUGGAUAAUGCGUCAAGCUGGUCGCUACUUACCUGAAUUUCGUGCAGUUCGAGAAAAGCAUGAUUUCUUUGAAAUCUGUCGUACUCCAGAACUAGCCUGUGAAGUAACACUACAACCCAUUAAACGUUUUGAUCUUGAUGCAGCCAUCAUAUUUUCUGAUAUUUUGGUUAUACCUCAAGCUCUUGGUAUGGAAGUUAAAAUGCAACCUGGCAUCGGACCGAAAUUCGUUGAACCUCUAAAUUCACCAAAAGAUCUAAAUCGACUGAAUUUCCAGGUGGAUGUGGGCAAAGAUUUAAGCUAUGUCUAUGAGUCAAUCUCAUUAACGCGUCAUCGACUGGAGGGAAAAGUCCCUUUAAUCGGUUUUGCCGGAGCUCCAUGGACUCUUAUGUCUUACAUGAUUGAGGGUGGGAGUUCUAGUACUUAUUCCAAAGCGAAACGAUGGUUAUAUUGUGAACCGCAAUCCAGUCAUCAGCUACUUGAUCUCAUUACCCAAACAGUUGUGGAACAUCUAGUUCAACAAGUUCUGGCUGGUGCUCAGUUACUUCAAGUUUUUGAAUCCCAUGCUGGCUUUCUUAGCCCACAUCUGUUUAACAUAUUUAGUCUACCGUAUUUAAAACGGAUUGCAAACGAAGUGCGAAGUCGUCUGUCAAAUGAAUACAAAAUUACUGGUGACUCUCUUCCACCACUAAUUGUAUUCGCCAAAGAUGGUCAUUAUGCUCUGUCGCAGUUAUCUCAGGCUGGCUAUGAUGUUAUCAGUUUAGAUUGGACUAUAUGUCCUGAUUUAGCUCGAAGUAUUAUCCCUUCUGGCAUAACGCUACAAGGUAAUUUGGAUCCCUGUGCAUUAUAUGCUGAUGAGAAUCAGCUUUCCAGUCAAGUAAAACAAAUGAUUGAAAAAUUCGGUGUUAAACGUUAUAUUGCCAAUUUAGGUCAUGGUAUUUAUCCAGAUGUUGAUCCAGAAAAUGUAAAUAAAUUCGUUAAUUUAGUUCACAGACUAUCGGAAACAGCAUUGAAGUAAAACCAAUUUAGUUUCAUUUAGUUUCAAUACCUCUUUUCUUCAUUAUUAUUUAUGGCUUUGUAUUCUACUCUUAUUGCCAGUUGUAGUAGUAUGUUGCAUAUAUUUUCCUCUUUGAUAAGUUGCUGUUUAAGUAUUAAUUCUUCGUAAACUGAAUAGUUUGUAGAUUCUUUUCUUUUUCGCUCAUUUUUGUACCUUACUUAUUUCUUUUGAUCUCUAUGUUUAAAUGUACGAAUUCCAUUUUGUAUAUAGUCAUCUUAGGAAUAGUUGACAAUCAAAGUUAUAUUUUUUGUAACUACCAGUCUUUUAGUUUACACAUGUGAACAUCGUUUAUCUUCCAAUAAUGGAAAUAAGAAUCUUUUGAAAAUUGUCUUUGUUAUUUAUCUUAACUUUUCAAAGUAGAACUGUAUCCA
This is a messenger RNA of Trichobilharzia szidati, 1993 nucleotides long. Lineage: Eukaryota; Metazoa; Platyhelminthes; Trematoda; Strigeidida; Schistosomatidae. The record is from the annotation of a GenBank genome assembly.